UUUACUUAUAAAUAGCACUAUCCCUCAACUUAUUUGAUUUAAUUGUGUAGCAACAGCCAGCAAGUCCUUAGCAUAACUCAUAUCUGGAUCUUGCUCUCACGUAUUUUUUCCGCAAGUCAUCACGAGAUAGAUCAUGAAAAAAAUUAUUUUGCUUGUCAUAUUUGCGAACCUAUUUAUAUGGGUGGCUCAAGCACAAGACCAAACGUCAUGGGCUAAGAGAGUUGAUACAGGCAAAGAGGUUGUUACAACUCUUCAAUUCUACUUCCACGAUAAACUCAGUGGAUCAAACCCGAGUGCGGUUCAAAUUGCACAAGCUGCUAGGACUAACAAUUCGGGUACCUUAUUUGGAUCUUUGUUGAUGAUUGAUGAUCCACUUACUAUUGGACCUGACCCAACUUCAAAGCUAAUAGGUAGAGCCCGUGGACUAUAUGGGUCUGCUGGUCAAACUGAUAUGGGCCUUAUCAUGGCAAUUAGUUAUGGGUUCUUGGAUGGUAUCUAUCAAGGGAGUUCAUUUAGCCUAUUGAGUUUGAACCCGGUAAUGAACCCGGUUCGUGAGAUGGCUAUCGUUGGUGGGACCGGACUUUUUCGGUUGGCCCGUGGGUAUGCUCUUGCUCAAACGUAUUCGGCAAAUCCUAAUGGUGAUGCAAUUGUUGGCUACAAUGUUACAAUUGUCACAUAUGUUUGAUUUUUUUUUUUCUUAUAUUUUUGUGAGCAUCUUUUUAGUUCUAUGUUAUUCAGGCAACUUAAAUAUUUCAUUCUCGAGUUUAUAGUAAUGUAACAUGCCGAAAAAGAUGAAAUCGUUGACUUUGUGUUAAUAGAUGGAAAACAAGCAAUUGCAUCUAGAAA
Solanum lycopersicum (tomato) is the source of this 846-nucleotide messenger RNA. RefSeq names its product dirigent protein 23. Lineage: Eukaryota; Viridiplantae; Streptophyta; Magnoliopsida; Solanales; Solanaceae. The record is from RefSeq and is a predicted model, not a curated record.